Messenger RNA from Morus notabilis, 3019 nucleotides. Its product is annotated as transcriptional corepressor LEUNIG_HOMOLOG. Bases 332 to 2647 code for a protein of 771 amino acids. The transcript is spliced from 18 exons. Gene Ontology annotation, molecular function: transcription corepressor activity; protein binding. The record is from RefSeq and is a predicted model, not a curated record. NCBI's taxonomy places the organism in Eukaryota, Viridiplantae, Streptophyta, Magnoliopsida, Rosales, Moraceae.
UCUCUCCUCUCUACUUCAGUUACACUUGCACUGAGAAAAAAGAAAGGUCAGAAAUUUUCUCGCCAGAGAAAACGUAAUGUAAAAUUCUCUCUUUCUGAGAAUUUAAGUAAGGACUUAAACUUGAAGGUUUCCGAUCAAUCUCACCGUACGGGAGUAGCGUCCUUAAUUUAAUUUUCAUCAAAUUUACUGAUUUUCUGUGCAUUAUUGGUUGAUUAGCUCGCCUUAGGGUUUGUGAAGCGCAGAUCCUUCGGAAUAGUUUCGUAGUUUUUGAUCCAUUAUACUGACGAUAGCGAUUUACAGUGGCCAUUUUGUUUUAAUUUCAAAACAAAAUAUGGCACAAAAUAAUUGGGAAGCCGAUAAAAUGCUGGAUGUCUACAUCCAUGAUUAUUUUUUAAAAAGAAAAUUGCAUACAUCUGCGAAAGCGUUUAUGACUGAAGGGAAGGUUGCCAUGGAUCCAGUAGCAAUUGAUGCACCGGGAGGAUUUCUGUUUGAAUGGUGGUCUGUUUUCUGGGACAUAUUCAUUGCUAGGACAAAUGAAAAGCAUUCUGAGCCUGCUGCUGCUUAUAUUGAGGCCCAGCAAAUUAAGGCGAGGGAGCAACAACAGCUUCAAUUGCAGCAGUUGCAAUUCGUACAGCAACGUAAUGCUCAAUUACAACGAAGGGAUCCUAAUAAUCCUGGUCUUGGAGGUCCUAUAAAUGCUAUAAACUCCGAAGGAGUGAUGGGGCAGUCAUCAGCCAGUGUGUUAGCCAUGAAAAUGUAUGAAGAACGCAUGAAACACCCUCACUCAAUGGAGUCUGAGACAUCUCCAGCACUUAUUGAUGCAAAUAGGAUGGCCCUUCUGAAAUCAGCAACCAAUCAUCAAGGCCAGUUGGUACAAGGUAAUUCUGGGAAUAUUGCAGCUUUACAACAAAUCCAGGCACGGAAUCCUUUGACCGCUGAAAUCAAAAGCGAAGUUAACAUCGGUGCACCCCAGAAAAGUUUGCCUAUGGAUCCUUCGUCAAUUUAUGGACAAGCAAUUAUGCAGUCAAAAUCUGGACUUGGAGUCCCAGGAUUGAAUCAAGGCGUCACUAGUCUUCCUUUGAAGGGUUGGCCCUUAACUGGCAUUGACCAUCUAAGACCAAGCUUGGGCAUACAAGUACAGAAGCCUAAUUUGCCUUUGCAAAAUCAGUUCCUUCUGUCAUCACAGCAACAACAAGUCUUGGCACAGGCUCAGGCUCAAAGCAACCUUGGAAAUGCAGCUAAUUACGGAGAUUUGGAUCCUCGUAGGUUUUGUGGACUGCCUAGGGGCGGCGUGAAUGCAAAAGAUGGUCAAUCCACAAGAAACGAGGGAUCUAUGUGCUCACCAGUGCAAUCAAGCUCCCCAAAGAUAAAGAUGUCCCCGAGGCAACAUCCUUCCUCUCAACAACAACAUCAAGUGCAACAACAGCAGCUGCAACAGAAUAACAGAAAAAGGAUACAACACUCGUCUUCUGGACCUGCCAAUAGCACUGGUACAGGAAACACAGUUGGCCCUUCACCAAGCUCUCCACCAUCAACACACACACCUGGUGAUGGAAUAAACACAACGGUGCCAAAAAGCUUGUUGAUGUACGGUUCAGAAGGAACCGGAGGUCUGGCUUCUUCAAAUUUGCUGGAAGACAUAGAUCGAUUUGGGGAUGUUAAUUCUUUAGAAGAAAAUGUGGAAUCAUUUUUGUCGAAUGAUGGAGAUAGAAGGGACCUAUAUGGAACAAUAAAACAGAGUCCUCCUGAGCUCCAGAGAGAGCCUUCUAAAGGUUUUACUUUCGGUGAAGUUGGUUGCAUACGAACCAGAAAUAGUAAAGUUACUUGCUGUCACUUUUCUUCUGAUGGCAAGUUGCUAGCAAGUGCUGGUCAUGACAAAAAGGUUGUUCUAUGGAACAUGGAUACCCUGCAAACGGAGAGUACACCUGAAGAACACAAAUCAGUUAUUACUGAUGUUCGCUUCAGACCAAAUUCAACUCAGCUAGGAACAGCUUCGUUUGAUCAAUCUGUGAAAUUAUGGGAUGCAGCCAACCCAAACUAUCCUUUACAAGCAUAUACGCUGCAUAGUUCACCUGUUAUGUCCCUUGACUUCCACCCUAAGAAAACUGAGCUGUUCUGUUUCUGCGAUCAUGAAAACGAAAUUCGCUACUGGAAUAUCAAUCCAUUCUCCUGUGUUCGUAUUUCGAAGGGAGGCACUACGCAAGUUAGAUUUCAACCAAGAGUUGGUAAUCUAUUGGCGGCAGCAUCAGAUAAAGUAGUGGCCAUCUUCGAUGUUGAAACUGACAAGCAAAUACACUCAUUCCAGGGACACUCUGAAAUGGUAAAUUACAUAUGUUGGGAAGCGAACGGAGAUUAUUUGGCAUCCGUAAGCCAGAACUGGGUGAAAAUUUGGUCAUUAGCCACAGGAGAUUGCAUUCAGGAGCUCAGCUCCAAUGGCAACCAGUUUCACUCUUGUGUUUUUCACCCAAGUUACUCGACUCUCUUAGUUAUUGGAGGAAUUUCUUCUUUGGAGCUGUGGAACAUGGCUGAGAAUAAGAGCAUGACAAUUACAGCACACGAAGAUAUUAUCUCAGCUUUGGCUCAGUCACCUGUCUCCGGGAUGGUGGCAUCCGCAAGUCAUGACAACUCUGUUAAGUUGUGGAAGUAAGUUUCCGAGCGUUCGCUGGCAAUAUCUCAUUGGAGACUUCGGCGUUUCUUGUGAUCCCAGGGAAAUCUAGAGACGGUGGUCUGCAAUAUUUUGUAAUCAUAAACAUUGUAAUUUUCAGUCCUUAAAUUCGUCGACUGGUAAUAUUUCAUCGUGGUAAUGUUUUGGUUGAAGAUGGUGAAAAGCGUGUAGGAAGCGGCGUGUUUGGUUGGUGGACGAUGAGUGAGUGCAGUUAGUGGUUUUAAUUUUUCUCAUUGGCAAUAUCCGGUUCAAUUUCACAGCUGCAUGAACAAUUUUGCUCCAACAUUUAACUUUUUGGGAUUAAAACUCAUAGGCUUGUCAUUGGAGGCCUUGAAUUAAAUAUUGACCAUGAUA